Molecule: messenger RNA, 1113 nt
Organism: Encephalitozoon hellem ATCC 50504
Lineage: Eukaryota; Fungi; Microsporidia; Unikaryonidae
Exons: 1
Coding region: 1-1113 (370 amino acids)
Biological process (GO): GPI anchor biosynthetic process
Cellular component (GO): mannosyltransferase complex; endoplasmic reticulum membrane
Molecular function (GO): GPI mannosyltransferase activity; alpha-1,6-mannosyltransferase activity
Source: RefSeq, a predicted model, not a curated record
AUGGUAUUCGACAAGAACAUACGAAGUGUACUCUGCUUUGCUGCUGCAUCUAAAGCCUUCUACAUAGGCAUUGCGUACGUUGCAUAUGUUCUAUUUCCCCGGUUCGAUAAGUCUACAGAACUUAUCCCAACCAGCUCGUGCCUGAAGUUCCUUCUCUCAUGGGAUGCUAUCCAUUUUUUAGAAAUCAUGCAAAAGGGAUAUAGGAAAGCUCAUGUGGUUGCGUUCUUCCCUCUUCUUCCAUACAUGUCCCGUAUUAUCGCAAGGCUACUUCCUAUCGGACCAUACACAACAGGUGUCCUUGUGUCAUGCACAACCUCUAUCCUGAGCUCUGCACUACUCUACAUAAUCACCCAAAGAAGAUAUGGAAGCAGGAUAGCAAGAAUGAGCUGCAUUCUAUUCAUAUUUAAUCCUGCAGCAAUUGUGUACACUGCAAUGUAUUCUGAACCUUUAUUUAUGCUAACCUUUCUUCUUGGAAUGUACUUUCUUGAGAAUAACAGUAUUGCCCACGGGACGUUGUUUUUGUCCUUAUCUGGGUUGUGCAGAUCUAAUGCAAUUCUGUUUGCUCCGUUCAUCAUGUAUCCAUUCAACCGAAAGCUCUUGGUAAGAUUGAUCAUAUUCUUACUUCCGCUUGGGAUGUUCCAAUAUUACACUCUGCUCAUCAUCAACAGGGCCAACAACACAUAUAGAAUCUUCAUACCAUAUUCCCACAUACAGAAGACUCUCUGGGAACAGGGAUUUCUCAGGUUUUUCACUGUCAAGAACAUUCCAAAUGUCCUUGUCGGGCUUCCGUUCAUCCUGAUUUCUCUAUAUAUUCUCCGAGAGUAUUGGAACGAGAGGACCACACUCAAUCUAAAGGCACAUAUGAACUCCCAAAGAUUCAAUACAGACAUGUGUGCUUUAGUGCUUUUGGCCCAAACUCUCAUUACGAUAUUCCUGAUUCAUUGGAAUAUGUAUUUCAGAUUCAUUUCAUUCAAUCCUUUAAUAUACUGGACAUUGGCAAGAAAGUACUACACAGUCCAGAAUGGACUCUGGAAAAAAGUGCUGUUCAGGUUUUACUUUGCAUUUGGGAUAGCAUAUGCAAUACUUUUCGGAUGCUUCUAUCCGCCAUGCUAA